This is a messenger RNA of Phycomyces blakesleeanus NRRL 1555(-), 195 nucleotides long. RefSeq lists its product as hypothetical. The record is from RefSeq and is a predicted model, not a curated record. The coding region runs from base 1 to 195 and encodes 64 amino acids. The transcript has 2 exons. Lineage: Eukaryota; Fungi; Mucoromycota; Mucoromycetes; Mucorales; Phycomycetaceae.
AUGUACACAUGUCAGUAUGGUAUUGAAAACAACGAGGGCUCAAAUGAGCCAAGUAGCUUACAAGUGUUUUACUCUAAUGUCCGCCACUUCAACUUGAUCCUGUAUACAAAUACAAAGUGCUACGUUGAAGCGAUCACUGGUUACAGUGCAUAUACCGUGGUUGAUCAUUCAUCUCGUGGGGCUCACGAGUAUUAG